Messenger RNA from Opisthocomus hoazin, 2310 nucleotides. The record is from RefSeq and is a predicted model, not a curated record. Lineage: Eukaryota; Metazoa; Chordata; Aves; Opisthocomiformes; Opisthocomidae.
AUGUGGAGAGAUGCCCAGAAAGACCUCGACAUCCAGCUCCGGAGAGAAAGAGAAGAGUUCCUCCAGCCAGAGAAGGACCGCGUGAAAGUAUUCAAGAUGCUAGCUGCUUCCUACAUCAAAUACAUGCAAAUCUUCCGUGACUUGGAGACGGCCCAUGACCAGCUCGUUCACCAGCAGAAACGGACAGCGAUUCGGCAAGUGCUAGAUGGUGUGAUUGGCCGGAUCCUGGAGAUUAAAAAAGAGAUGGUGGAGCUGGAGAAGUCAGAGUGUCAUUACAUUGAUAACAUCCUGGAAGAUCUAAAGCUUCUCCCAGAAGACAUAGAAGUACCUGUCCCAAGGUACUUCAUUAAAGAAAACCUGGAAGUCCUGCAGCAGAGGGAGAAAAUCCUUGAUCAGAUUUUGCUUAACACUGGAUUGCAAACACAGAAACCAGUCAAGGCCAUGACACUUGAAGAAGCUGUUAAAGUGAUCCAGGUUGCAGAACGGGCUCGCCAAGGCCGCUGUCGAGCAAAAUUCAUGAAGAAAAUUUACCUUGCAGAGAAGAAAGAAAGACAAACUAAACCUCAGGUCCAGAUGGGUCCAAAUCCAGAUGAUGCUGCCACUUGCAUUCAAAAGGUUUGGCGUGGAUAUAUCCAGCGCAAGAAAACAGAGAAAAUGAGAGAAGAGGAAAUGAUAUUUCUGGGGAUAAGUCUACCUCCUCACUUAAAGGCAACGAGUAUUUCGCAGAUGCAUGCUGGGCAAAUAAAUCCUGUGCAAGGCGAGGUCCAGGAGAGACACAAGGAGGUAUUCAUCAAGGACAAGCUGAGAGAAACCGAGGGGCUCCACAUCAAGGAAACCCUCCAGGAUCAGAUUGGCCAGUGUCUCAUUGAGUGCCGGCAUAUCGUAGGCAAGUUUCCUGACUAUCCUACUGAAAAGGCAGGAGGUUCAAUGGCUAUCCUGUCUCAAAAAACUCCAGAGCAGGUCGCUGCAGAACUCGCUGCCAAGCAGGAGAUGGCUUUGCAGGAAAAAAAAGAAGAGGAGGGCUGGAAAAUGGCUCCCAGUAAUUUCCUUUCAAUAAUGGAGGAAGGAAACAGUCAAUACGAAGCCAUUUGGCAGAACAGAGACGAGGGAUGGGAUUUUCUCCAGGAUCAUGACCCGGAGCUGAUCAAAGAAGAGAAACGGAAAGAACUGGAGGAAGAGAUCAGAGUGCAGGUUGAUGAAUUGAUGCAACAGAAACUGGAGAAUCUCAAACUGGCUGUGGAUGGAGAGAAGAGUAACAAACAGAAAAAAGGAAAUAAAAAGAUGACCAAGAGGAAAAAGAUACCCGAGAUGGAGGAAGACCUAACUCCUGACAGGACCAUCGAUUCUCUGUACGAAGAACUAGUGGAAGAAGGAUUACUAAUAAAAGCCAGGACUGUGAAUCUCACCGACUAUGUUGGCGAGUACAGCUAUCUGGGGACCACACUUCGUCAGGCAGAUACAGAGCCAAUGCCCUCUCUUGCAGAUGUCAGACAGCUAAUAACACUGUAUGGAAUAUUGCCAUUAGGUUCCCAAACAGUCCAUGAGAAGGCUCCUGUGACGAAAGCCUUGUUACUAGCUGGACCUGCUGGUGUUGGAAAGAAAAUGCUGGUCCAUGCCAUCUGCACAGAAGCAGGAGCCAACCUCUUCAACUUAUCUGCUUCCAACAUCACUGGGAAAUAUCCAGGCAAGGAUGGCCUGCAAAUGAUGCUUCACAUGGUUCUCAAGGUGGCUAAGCAAUUGCAGCCUUCAGUUGUGUGGAUUGGAGACACAGAAAAAAUAUUUUCUAAAGCAGUGUCGAAAGCUGAUGAAGAGACGAGCCCAAGACGACUGGAAAAGGUCCUCCCCAAAUUCCUUAAGGCUUUGAAAGCACAGGACAGAGUGCUGCUAGUGGGAACCACCAAUCGUCCCUUCGAUGCUAAUCUUAAACUUUUCUGCAAAGUCUACCAAAAAAUUAUUCUGAUUCCUAGACCUGACUAUGCUUCGAGAUUUGUGCUGUGGAAACACACCAUCCUGCAGAACGGUGGAAUAAUCACCAACUUGCUGAACAUAAGCUGCCUAGCAAAGUUGUCUGAUGGUUUCACCCAGGGACAUAUCAUCAAGGCAGUGCAAGAUGUCCUGAGCGAGCUACGCCUCCUGCGGAUGACCAGGAAGCCGCUGAGGACCUCAGAGUUCAUGACUUCUCUGGCCCAACAUGACCCCGUGUACCAAGAGGAGGAAGAAACAUUUAAGGCUUGGUACGCCAAGACACCGCUCAGUAAAGCACGGAUCAGAACACUGGGAGACAGUGAGAAAGCAGAAAAAGGAAAAACA